Messenger RNA from Thermothelomyces thermophilus ATCC 42464, 2739 nucleotides. RefSeq lists its product as uncharacterized. The transcript has 2 exons. The record is from RefSeq and is a predicted model, not a curated record. Gene Ontology annotation, biological process: mRNA processing. Bases 25 to 2214 code for a protein of 729 amino acids. Gene Ontology annotation, cellular component: exon-exon junction complex. Gene Ontology annotation, molecular function: mRNA binding. Lineage: Eukaryota; Fungi; Ascomycota; Sordariomycetes; Sordariales; Chaetomiaceae.
GCAGCAGGCGCAAGACGCAGGAAGAUGAUCGGCCAGCGCCGCCGCAUUGAGGACGAGGCCGAAGAUGAGGGCUGCCACGAUUCCCUGGCUGAUCUGGACGAUGAUUCAAUGACGGAUGGCUCCAUCGGAAGCGACGAACACGACCCCGCCGAUGAUAGCGAUACAAGCAACAUCGACGAUGCGUCACCGACCUCACCCAACACCCGGAAACCCUUAGGAAACGGCAACGUGAAGGCCGGAUUUCGCCGCCGGACUGGGUCGGAGCCCCCCAAAAGUCCACCUACAAAGCCAGCCCAACCCGCAACGGCUGAUGCCGAGUCCAUGUUCAGCACAUUGUCACUCGCCGAUAAAGAAAACAGAGCAGAGGAGCUGCGCUCUGAUGACACCAAGCGCACACAGCCGGCGAAGGACGCGGCCCCGAUCGUCGUGAGCUCGAGCGCCGCCAGUCAGCAACAACCACGGCUGCCGCAACAGGAACUGAAACGGCGGGAACACGAGGAGUACAGGCGGAGGAGGGACGAAGAUCCAACCUUCGUACCCAACAGGGGCGCGUUCUUCUUGCAUGACCACCGACAUGCGGGCCCCGCUGCGAAUGGCUUUCGCCCCUUCCCCAGGGGAGCUCGGGGCCGAGGGCGAGGGGCGUUUGGAAACCACUUCGCUCCGAUUAGCCAGGUGCAGACAGCCGCAGACCCCUUAACGAGCGGGCUCUGGAAACACGAUAUGCACGAAGUCGUUGCCGCUGCCCAGCCUCCUCGACAGUCCCGGUACCUUCCCAGCAAUGAAGGCCCUCCGAACGGCAACGGGGUCAUCCCGACUGCGCCCACGAGCCAGCAGCCGAUCAACAGAGCCAUGUCGACCGAGAAGCAUAUCGGAAACACGACCGUUAGGGUGUACAUCCCGUCGAUCGGCUCGCCCAAGCUGUUCCCGGGCGUUGCGCUGAAGCAGUACACAAAGUUACCUGAUCACCGCCCUCCUCUCCGCCGCGACAAGCCUGUUCGGAUUUCCAUCCCGUGCCAUGACCCUCCUGUCAUGCCGCGCUACAUCUUCCCCGCCAGCGACAGGUCAUUCAUCUUCAUCCCUCGGGCGAUGCGCCCUAACCAACAGCGAGCGCGGGCUAAGGGCCCCCGGUCAGUCCUGGGUUCGGGUGUAUUCUCUCGCGCGACGAGCAUAUAUGGCGGUGGAAGCGUCUAUGGAAGCAUGUACUCGCCUAGCAUCGCGCUCAGCCGCCGGUCGUCGAUUGCUCCGGAUAUCGGCCGAGAGCUCAUGCUCUCGCCAACAGGCUCCGCCAUCUCGCGCCCCCCUCUUUCCGUCGACAGUGCGAGGCCCGUCGUUCGUCUUCCCCCGUUUGCUCAACCGCCAGCCUCGACCAUGUCUGUGCCUCCUAAGCCGGACACCCAGCAAAAAGCGCCCGAGUCGUCUAUCAAUGAGCUCCCACAGCCUCAAACACACCCCCUCCCCCAAAAACCUACGUUCCAGGAGAACCGGCAAGACGCUACCCCCAUGCACCAACCCCGGCCGCAGAAAACAGUCUCGGUGGAAAACAUCGAAUCGCCUGCUCAGCAGGCCACGAACGCGCAGGGUCCCUACCAACAAGCCUUCCACCAGCAGAUGCCGCCACAUCUUCCCAACGCCCCGGCCCAGGAACAUGCCCGUCAUGCUUCCUACCAGCCCCGGUUCUCAUCGUCCACCCCUCUUUCGCAGAUACCAGAACGCGCGGUCCAUGCCGCACCUUUCCAACCAAACACUUUUGCCCAUCCCGGUUUUUACACUCAGCCAUAUGCGCCCGUGCAACCACAGCCGGGUUUCUAUUAUCCCCAAACGUUCAACAACGUCAGCAUGGGGCCCAACGCGAAUGCUCCUGCCUUCGUGCCGGCGCCGGCGCAACAAGUCCAACCGGUUCAGUACACGCAGACCACCCAGGCGGAGGGGCCCACAGCCCAGACGUCCGGGCACGGCGCAUCGCAACAACCACAACCACAGCCACAGCCACAGCAACAACAGAGCAUAGUUGAGCCCCGCGAGUCGCAAGGCACGGUCUAUUACGAUUAUUACACUCAAACGCCCCCGAUGUCUGGUUACCCACCUCAGUUCCCUGGCGGGCCCCAGCCGUACGCCGCGGGACCUGGUAUGGUGGGCAUGGCUGCGGCGCCCAUGAUGACACCCAGCCCCGACGCGUUUUAUUACCAGCAGCCGAUGGUCUACUAUCCUCAGUAGUAUGGGGUAGGGAUAGUCGCAUUCUUUCCGGCGAUUGGGGUUGUUGGUCCACCGCCUGAGUUGUCGCCUACGGCACCAAAAUCGGAGGGGUGAUCUCGAAGAUGGGAAUUCGAGGAUACGGGGUGAUGGACAGGGCCGGAGAGUUGGAGAAAGACGGGGCAAAGGUGAUAUGAGGAAGAGAUGGGGGGGAAUGAGGCUGGCAUGGGAAUGAAGAUGAGUAUUAUGAGUUCCGGGAGUGCAGGAAACGUUCAAAUGAGCCCUCUCAUCAGCCGAAGGAAGCCUCGCUUUACUUCGAACGACCAUCUAAGCCUACCUACAUCCCUAAUAACCUACCCACCUUCCUACCCUAUCCUAUCUUCCCCAACACUGGACACUAUUAGGAGAGAUGAAAGGAUUGAGCCAGCACUUGACAGGUCUGCAAACCGGCUCAUUCGGCCUUCCAUAGCCAACACUCGUCUCACCGCCGCCCUCGCUCAUUCGUUUGACAGGUUCUGGCUCUUAGGUGGGCAUGCUAAGAUGCGUCUG